Callorhinchus milii (elephant shark) is the source of this 3345-nucleotide messenger RNA. RefSeq lists its product as uncharacterized. The record is from RefSeq and is a predicted model, not a curated record. Gene Ontology annotation, molecular function: protein binding. NCBI's taxonomy places the organism in Eukaryota, Metazoa, Chordata, Chondrichthyes, Chimaeriformes, Callorhinchidae. The transcript has 16 exons. The coding region runs from base 43 to 3345 and encodes 1100 amino acids.
UGUGUCUCUGUGUGUGUGUCCGUCCGAGCGGCUGUCGGGCGAAUGGAGGCAACGGACGUGUCGGACUGUGAGAGCGACGAGAGCGUCGUGGCGGCCUCGGUCCAGGAGAGCGACGGCGAGAGCACACCUGACCUGAACAGGAUGCUGUUCUUUCAUAAAAAUGCUAUUCAGCUCUAUCAUACAAUGAGCGAUUUUACAUCAGGGUCAGAUGAACCAAUUGGAGGAAUUUAUUCACCUGUGAUACAGAUGAUUCCCAAAUCUACAUAUUUUCGAUUAAAUGAUGAAAAUCAUCAGCAGCAGCAAGUGAAUAGCCAGGCUUAUAAUGGAAUAGCACAAUUCGACCAAUCUCAGUCAUUAUUAAGGUUUGGGAUGAACUAUUUGUCUGGUGUUUCAAGCACUCAAAAUAGUAUUCCCCUAGUGCAAAACGUAGUUAUUGAAAACAACUACAGUCUAGAAAACGAAGAAACUACAACCAUUGACAUGGUCGAUGCUAUGCAAUUAGGAACUAAUGAACAGGAAAUUGCUGUUGAAGAGGAUUCUCCAGAAAUAAAUCUGCUCACAGGAGCUAUUAUUACUGCAACACCAUCAGCAAAAAAAAGGAGAGUAUUACAACCUAUAGACUUGUCAGGAGCAGACUCUGCAACAGCCAGUUGGUCAGAGGUGUAUGAAGAUGCACCAUUGCAGGAAGAAGUGGCAGUGUCGUCAGUGGUAAAAUCAUUAAUAUCAACGGUUGUGCUAUCAGAACCAGAGACAGGUCAAGCCAGUGAACAGCCAGUGAUAGAGUCACUGAACCCACUAAAUGAAAUCUUGUCAGAGCAAAACAACGUUGAAUCAAUAGCAAAACAACUAGUAGCAGGCAAUGUAUUGUCACCAGUGAACUUGUUCAGACCACUCAGCAGUGAGUCAUUAACUAAAUCACCAAUGAAUAUGGCACCUUUGAUCAAAUGUCAGUUUGCGCAGAAAGAUGGGUCAAUACUGAUUGAGACAAUGGAAGAAAAACGUCAAGAGGUGCCCGUGGAAUUGUUAGCACCAAUGAACAGAAUGCCAUUGUUUAAUUCAGACAUGAAACCAUCAGCAGCAACAAAUAAUAAAUUGGUAGUUCAUUCAUCCAAUGAAAGGACCCUGGGAUUCAAGAAUGAUGGCUUUAUGCUUCAUGAAGGUGAUACACAGGCUGACGAUGACCUUACACAAGUAACAGAUUAUGAUCUACAUUCACAAUCUUUGAUAGAAAAUGAGAAUCUGGGGCCCACAAGUGUUCAGCUUUCAGCUGAUAAGAAUGAAGCUGCAGCAGAUCCUUCUGAAUGUGAACCUGUGGAAAAUAUAGAAAAAGGCCAGGACAUCAAGAAAACAAGCAACAGUUCACAUCAAGAUGAUGCAGUUAAGAUUUGCAUUCCACGAAAAUCUACAAGGAGAAGAGUUAAUCUAGACCGUCUGUGCUUUAACUUGCAUGUUUCUCAGUGUCACAACUCUCAACCCUUCCAAUAUUCAGCGGAGAGAAAGAGAAAAGCACCGUCUUCUGACUGUGAAGAUCUCUCAGAGAAACUGCUGAACCACAGAAAAACAAAGAGAGUGCAAAACUCCCAACAUUCAGCAAGAGAUUGUAAAAACAGUAACGUUCCAUCAUUAGCAUGUAUUGAAUUCUCACAGAACGUGCAAACUAAGAAAUGUGCAAAUGUGCAAACUAAGGAAGCGCAGUUCAUUAAAAAUACCAAGACAUUUAUGAUUCAGCCUCAACAAGGCAAUAGGAAAACUAGGGCAGAAUUACGUAAAGCACAGAAUCACAAGAAACGCAACAGGACUACCUUUUCCACUGGAAAAGCAGAUGAGGAAAGAAAAAAACUAACAGGUGAUGAAGCUGGCAGUAAGCAAAGGUCUUCACAGUUUAGGAAGAUACAUACAAGAAGUUCGUCUCAGCAUUCAAAAGCCAAAAAAGAAACUAGCCUAAGUUGUGAUACCCAAAGCAAGGCCAGAAAUAAUAGGAAUGCAGAGAAUAUUGUAGGUAGUGAAUCAUCACUGAGCUCCUUGACAGCAUCUGCUUCCAGUAGUUUUCCUUUCUCACUGGCUCACGCAAAUAGGAGAAACCUUUAUGGAGAGACAAAAUUACACAUAGCUGUGAAGAAUCGGGACCUGAACAUGCUUCGAGCAUUUAUACAAGCAGGUGUCAAUGUAAAUCUGCCAGAUCAUGCAGGCUGGACACCACUGCACGAAGCAAGCCUUCAAGGUUUCCAUGAGAUAGUACAAGAGUUGCUAUCAGCUGGAGCGGAAGUUAACUGUAAAGGGGACUGUGGUGUAACACCUCUACAGGAUGCAGCCAUCAGUGGGCACUAUCAGCACGGAGCUAUUGCUAUUCAAAAUGCUGACAUUGGGAAAUGUGCACAAUAUGUUAUCGAUGGGAAGAUAAAGAGACUGAUUGAUAACCAGCAACAAAAGCGAUUGGAAAAAGGCAUUACGAAGAUUGGAAAUAAGCAACUUCUGAGAGGUGUUGAUUUUAAAAAUGGGGUGGACUGCCAGAAACUAGAGCAAGAAGCUAAUUGUACUACAGCACUGCAUACUGACAAGGGUGAUAUUGUGAUCACACAAAGUGAAACCGGCAAUGAUAUAGUACCUACUGAAGAUACUGAUGAGACAAUGGUAUUUGAACCAGUGAUCUCAGGACACAAUCUUAAAGAAACUGUGACUAUGGAACAUCAGUCAAAUAGCAGCAUGCCAACUUGUACUAUGAUCUCAAGUAAUAAGCUGAAUGCCACUCCUAUAAAUUUACAUUCAGAAUCUAAAAUCACUGUGGAUAAUUCCAGUGAUACCAUAGGUGAACUGAAUGUCAAUAAUUCACAUGUUCUAAGUCAUUCAUCUGUGUCAACUGAUCAAGAAGCAGCUGAAGCGACAAAUUCAAGCAAAGCCAAAGAAGGCCAUGGAAGUAGCAAAAACAGCAGGAGCAGUAACUUUGUACAUAGCAAAUGGAGAGAAUUUAAUCAUGACACCAGCGAAAAGGAUGGGCCUUCACAUGUAGCCGAAAGAAAUCAAUCAAAAGAAAAAACUUUAAAUAGCACAUUGCACGAGAGUGAGAAAAUAUACAAGGUGCAGCCUGCAGAAGUGACUGGAAAUAUGGAAAUGGCAAGUAAGCCAUCCACAAGUCAAGUAACAAGUGAAACAUCAGGCUCUUUAACUUCCUGUAAGAAGACUACCUCCUCUGUUGAUAUUUCCACAAUACGUUCUAUAAACAAGAAAGAUGGCAAAGGACAGAGUCGUUUACAUCUUGCUGUGAUGAAAAGGGACUUGCUUUUAGCUGGACAGCCCUUCACGAAGCUUGUGACAGAGGCUUUAUUGAAGGCAUACAAGAAUUACUAA